CGACCCGUAUUUUUUAUUUCGGAAGUAUGGUUGUUGGCGGAAUCAACAGGAAAUGAUAGACUAACAGCAUUUGGUAACGUUAGAUUACAGCGAAGAAAUGUAAUUGUUUUUUUUUUUUUACUACCAAACCCACUUUGCAUUUUGCAUACAUUAUAUGAAUGUUAACUGUGGUUAUUUUAUGUUUCCGGUCAUUAUUUAUCGCAUGUGUCGGACUCUAGAUUGAACUCUGAUUCACAACUAGCUAACCUAGCUCGCUAGUGCAGCAAGCUAGCUAGCUUAGUGUUGACCGUCACAAGCAACUCUGCAGUUAGGUUAACGUUUAGUUUGGUUUGGCGGAAGUCACACAACGGUUAAUGUGGACCGACUAACAUACGCGGGCGACUUGUUUGCCGUUAUCUGGACUAAAAACUGAGUUAAAGACACUGGCACGUCCAUCUUAAAGACACCGACGUUAGCUGUGCCCGACAACUGCAGUCUUUGCCAGUCGGAAAUUGUCUGCUUUUCAGUUGACUGAAAGUAAAGGACAGUUAUCGUACGCCAUUACCAUAAUGGCCGAAACGAUAGCAACGUUUCAGUCCCAACUUUCAGGUGUAAUGGAAACUGUCUUCAAAGCUGCCAUGUAUGAGAUCACGCGGCUGGUCGAGGACAGUUUCUUGGAAGAGGUGACAAGGUGCCGGGAGCAGGUCGAGUCCCUGAAGAGGCGACUGAAGGCGGAGAGCCGCCGUAAAGACAGAGAGGGAGACAGGAAGGGAAGAUGCAUUGACUGCGGAAAAGUCGGGGAGGAUACUCACAGUAAGACAGAGAAAAGUCUUAAACAGGAGAGUGUGUUGCAAGAAGAGAUACAUAGUUCCCGAAGCAAUGCAGGAGGGCCACCUAUUCAUGAAGCGGAGGAGACGAGACCAGAGGCCUGCAGUGCCAUGACGGCACCACAGUCUCCAGGUGUACAGGGUGAAAAGAUGAAUAGGCUGCUCAAGGAGGAAGUCCUUCGGAUCACACCAGAAACUAAUGAGUCCCAAGAGAGAUGGGGAGUCAAUUUGGAUGAGGCAUCAGGUCUGCCAGGGCCCAGUAAACGUUUUGUUGACCAGAAGAUCCCAAAGAGUCAUUUGAACUGGGAAGCUGGCUAUGACCAGAGGCCAGAAUCGGGGCAAGAUGGACACUCAGGUGACCCAUCUGAACCACUUUUCCAUAGCAGGUAUGGUAUGGAAGAAUUGGGUGGCUUUAGCAAAACUGGCUAUGGAGAUUCCAAUAUGAUAGACAUGGGUAACAUGGAUGGGUUACAAGGAUCACCUUCCCAACUGGGUGAGGAUCUGAACUACAUCGGGCACUAUGAGGGAGAUCUGGAAGCACCAGAAGGAGCCGAGCAUCAAGUUUACCAAACAGGUGCUGCACCGAAUAGAGGGGGCACGGUCGGUUCACCGGCUGGCUCUCCCACAAGGACAAACAUUGAUGUAAGAGGAGAGCUGAGCUGUUUAUUGAUCAAUGAAGAAGGUUAUCUACAGGACCCCAGUAUCUUGUACCCUGGCAAUGUGUCUAGUGAUCCGGGCGGCAGGUUGAAUUUCAGGGGCCAGGGCAUUCGCAUUGACCCUUCUUUAGACAACACAGAGGAUAUGUAUAGACCAUCCGAUGCAUACAGUGAUACCGUAAACCUGGGAGAGAGACUGCAGCAUCAGGUAGGAGGGAGAGGUGGGAGGAGACACACCUGUAACCAGUGCUCCAUGUCCUUCCCUGACUUAGCCUCACUAAAAGCCCACAAACAGACGCAUAAAGGUACCGUACAAGUGUCACCGUACUCCUGCACCCAGUGCGGAAAGACCUUUACUCAAGCCUGUAACCUCAAAGUCCACCAGAGGAUCCAUUCGGGGCAGGGACUCCACCUCUGCAGCCAUUGUGGGAAAGGAUUCCCUUCUUUUUCUGACCUAAAGACACACAAGUGUGGCCAAACAGGUGACAAACCGUACUGCUGCAUUGUAUGCGGGAACAAGUUCAGCCGUCUCUGGAAUCUGAAGUUGCACCGGAGAAUUCACACACAGGAAAAACCUCAUCGGUGCAAUAUGUGCGAUAAGAGCUUCACACGGGCAGACAUAUUGAAGGUUCACCAGCGCACCCACACGGGGGAAAGACCAUACUGCUGCACUGUCUGUGGCCUCAGCUUCAAACGCCUGGAUCAUCUGAAAUCACAUCAACGUAAACACAUGACAGAUCUAUAAAGAGCUUUUGGGGAAAGAGCAUCAGAAGGCUCAUAAAUGAAUAUGUUAAUUUUUAAAUCCAAAACCACAUUUUUUUUUCUUCUCUUCAAUUCCACGCCUUUUGUGUUUUUUUUUUAAAAAACUUGUUUCAAUGAAUAAUAUAGGACAAAGAUGACAAAUACGUCUUUAUUUGUACACAUUUUUUGCUGCAUAUUUUCCACAACAUUGUCCUUGUGAAACAUUUCAAAAUCAAUAAAAAAAAGAAGUAUAUCUGUUAA
This is a messenger RNA of Cyclopterus lumpus (lumpfish), 2464 nucleotides long. RefSeq lists its product as uncharacterized. Gene Ontology annotation, molecular function: RNA polymerase II cis-regulatory region sequence-specific DNA binding; DNA-binding transcription factor activity. The coding region runs from base 549 to 2207 and encodes 552 amino acids. The record is from RefSeq and is a predicted model, not a curated record. Gene Ontology annotation, biological process: regulation of transcription by RNA polymerase II. NCBI's taxonomy places the organism in Eukaryota, Metazoa, Chordata, Actinopteri, Perciformes, Cyclopteridae. The transcript has 4 exons.